AUGACACUCUCCUCCUUCCAUCUACUCAUAUCACCACCAAUGGAAGACCCUCUCCCGCUGUUUCCAGCGCUCAGACGUGACUUGAUCGGCAAUCAUGAAAACAAAUUGCGCUUGAUGAACUCUGCAGAGUUGGUUCUGCUCUUUACCGUAUUGGGUGAUCCCAAGCGUCAUAGCCCCGCCACAAUAGCCGCCGCUGCUGCCAUCCUCAACACCCUCAUCUCAUACUACGUGUUCUUGCAUAACGAAGCAGUGGACCGGUACCUGAUUCUCCAGGAUACGCUCACAAAGGACAGUUUGGCCCACUUCUGGCGUCAAAUGAUGGACAGCAAUGUAGUGGGCAUCUUGCUCCAUAUCAGCUUUAUCCAUACGAACCUCAUUGAAACAAAUUUUGCGUCCAUUUUGACGCUCUUGCGGUUUAAACGAACGGCAGUACUUGAUAUCCCCACCCGACUGACCCAGUCCCUUCUCCAAAUCAUCCACACCACCCUUACCCCAGUUGCUGACCAGAUUGAUACCCCCCACCGGUCCCGGUCCCCUACUUCCCUUAUCCUCAAUACCCUUAGCCUAACAACCUACCUUUCUAACAACAACCUCGACCAGCAGCUGGUGCUUUUCCCGACACUCCUACGCGCGCUCUGCGCCGAGACGCGCCCCAUCUUUGCGGUGCUCCGCGCGCAGUACAGCACCGCCUACUACAACACGUUUCUCACGUCGCACAACACACCGGAGUACUUACACACACCGCAGAACAGCUCGCUCCUCUGCCGGUUGCUCGCGGCUGCUGCACACCUUCUUGCAGGCGCUCCGGCACUCGCGCGCCACGCCGUUGCAGCGCGUCUCCACGCGGUGCCGCGGCCGCUCUUGUUUGUUGUCUUCUCGUUGAUCCGCCACCGCGACAUGGAGCUCCGGCUCGUAGCUAGUCACUUUGUUAUUGUCUACACCAACAACUUGGACCAGGCCGAGUCCCCUGAGGUGGCGGUAACUCACGAGAAGUUGGUGCCGGUGUUGACUGAUGCCAUCGACAGCUACUACGCGGGGCCACGUCGCACGGAACUCACGCCGCUUGGCUUGCUCAACAGUCUCGCGCGGCUGGAGGAUGCGUAUACGCUCACGCUGUCAAAGUAUGGGCUCAUCUCUAAGCUUGAGUGGAUCAUCACCGCAUGCUACGCGGUGGUGGAGGGCUCGACAAAGACACCUGCAUACAGCAAGGGUGACGCGUUCCGUCACCUUAGUGACUGCUUCCAGCUCCUCGCAACGCUCUGUACGACGAACGAGGAACACCGCAUGGAAACGGUCAAGAUCGCGGGCCCCGACGGUGCCGUCUCGAACCAAAAAGACUUGAAGCAUAUUCUUAAGCGAAUUCUCCGGCUUCACUUGGAGAACUUGCGGGCAGUCCAGGCGGGCAAAUGGGGCGAUUCGGUGCACUCCGACACUCUUCUUGCGACAUGCGAGCUUACGCUUCACGCCGUGGGGUUGCUCAAGGCGCUCUCACGGUCGGUGUCGUUGCUCCGCACGUUUUUUGUGGACUUGGACGUGUGCGGGAUAGUUGUGGAGGUGCUUAAGAUGGAUCUUCAAACGAAGUUGGCCACCGUGCGUAAUGAGCUGCUUAUUUCCGAGGGGAAGCUGUUCGCAGAGCGUGGUCAGGCAUCCGAGGGCUUCAUAGACGGGGAGAAAACUUGCAAAGCUGAAAAUGGCACCAUAGAGACUGAGAGUAUCACCACUGGUUUCCCCUGGGGUCAGGACCACCCAGAUGGCUUCUCUUCCGUUCCAUUCCACAUUCUCGAACGCAACAAGGAAGCUGCGUUGCUCAUCAAGAAUGAUGCGCUCAUCAAAUCAGUGCUUCUCGGGUUUGUGGCAAACUCCGUAUUGGACUACUCGUCUAUCCGAGUUACGCUCCUCAGCCUUGAUAUCUUCAACCUCCUCAACGAGUUUGUCAAGAAAGCCAUAGCAGUGUCAGAAUCUGCAUGCACGCGCUACGGAAUGGCGGAGGAUGAGUUUCGCGGUUUAAACGAGGUGUACAAAUUGAACUCGUUGUCUGCCAUCGGCAAUAUCCUCUAUAAUGAAAACUCCACAAACUCCAUCAACACAUCGCCCAUGGGCUCUGCUGGCAGGCGGCCGUCUAUCGGCUCCGUCAGCAUCAACAGCCGCGCGCACCGGGACACUAUCGCGAAUAAGGUGAAUCUUCAUAUGAUUUUUAAGCUCUGUGACCAGCCGCGGAGCCUCCAGGUGCAAGAGCAGGCGUUUAAUAUUCUUCGGAAUCUCUCGAGUAAUUCACCAGUGUUUGCGGCUAGGAUUGUCCAGUCAUACAGGGCGUAUCCCCAAGGGAAAGGGACUUUCUUGGAGUUUUGCACGAGAAAGAUGCAAGAGCAUCUUGGGGAGUCACAGGCACAACCCCUGGCAGCCGACCCCGUUCAUUCGCGCAUAAUCGUGGCUAUCACCUUCCUCAUGGUCCACUUCGCAGCGUCCAGUGACCAAAUGCAGAACAGCAUUGUGCAGUACGAGCCGCUCAUGCGGGCCCUCCGUGACAUUCUCUCAGCCGGCGGUGCUGAAGCGAAGCUCGCAGUCGUAUGGGUUGUCAUAAACCUCACCUGGAACGAGAACCCCACCAUCAGCAAUCGCUCGCCGUCUGUGGGUAACGUGUUGCAGGAUGACGACGAGAUGGACGGGAAGGAUGAGGAUUGCUACACGUCCGAGGAGGGCGGCGAUGACGGGUUUGCGCCGCAAUUUCUGCGCCCGUUGAACUCGCGCACGUUGCGUGCGCGCUGUCUGAAGUUGGUUCUGUAUGGUUUCGAUGCGGGAAUUGAUGCGUUGGCCAGCGGGUUCGUUUCGCGUAACGGUGGGGUCUCCAUUGAUCUACAUGGGCGCAGCAAGGUUGCGUUGGCGCAGCUUAAGCUGGGUCUCGGUCCAGAAAGGGGGUUGAGAUAG
Babjeviella inositovora NRRL Y-12698 is the source of this 2925-nucleotide messenger RNA. RefSeq lists its product as uncharacterized. NCBI's taxonomy places the organism in Eukaryota, Fungi, Ascomycota, Pichiomycetes, Serinales. The coding region runs from base 1 to 2925 and encodes 974 amino acids. The record is from RefSeq and is a predicted model, not a curated record. Gene Ontology annotation, cellular component: GID complex. The transcript has a single exon. Gene Ontology annotation, biological process: proteasome-mediated ubiquitin-dependent protein catabolic process.